AUGAGAGCUAGCAAUGUCGUUACAGUUCUCAUUCUUGCUAUGUUUCUUGUCAAUGGCGUCAACUCUGAAGACCCUUAUAGAUUCCUCACUUGGAAGAUCACGUACGGCGACAUUUACCCUCUGGGUGUGAAGCAACGGGGGAUCUUGAUUAAUGGCCAAUUCCCUGGGCCUCAACUAGAUGCGGUCACAAAUGAUAACUUGGUGAUCCGCGUCUACAACUACCUCCCAGAACCAUUCCUCAUUUCAUGGAAUGGGUUGCAGCACAGGAGGAAAUCUUGGCAGGAUGGUGUUUCUGGAACGAACUGUCCAAUCCCACCAGGGAAGAACUUCACAUACAUUAUGAGAACUAAAGAUCAGAUAGGAAGCUUCUUCUACUUCCCUUCUCUGCAAAUGCAUAAAGCUGCCGGAGGAUUCGGAAGCAUCAGAAUCUGGAGCCGUCCUAGGAUUCCUGUCCCAUUCCCUCCUCCUUCGGGCGACUUCACCAUACUCGCUGGAGAUUGGUUCAAGAGAGACCACCAUAGACUGAGAAGAAUGCUAGCGAAUGGCCAUCACCUUCCCUUCCCAGAUGGUCUGCUCAUUAACGGACGCGGGUGGAAUGAAAUCACAUUCACUGUUGAGCAAGGGAAGACAUACAGAUUCAGGAUAUCAAAUGUGGGGUUGACGACGUCCAUAAACCUGAGAAUCCAAGGGCACAAUAUGAAACUCGUGGAGGUCGAAGGGACUCAUACAAUUCAGCAGACGUAUUCUUCACUUGACAUCCAUUUAGGGCAGUCCUACUCAGUUCUGGUGACGGCUGACCAACCUGCCCGGGACUAUUACAUAGCCGUGUCUACCAGAUUUACCAGGAGGGUGCUAAAAAAUACAGCCAUUCUUCACUAUAGCAAUUCACAUACUAAAGCAUCUGGUCCUUUUCCUCCAGGACCAACCCUGGAUAUUGCUUCUUCUCUCUCUCAGGCCAGAACUAUCAGGCAAAACCUGACGGCAAGUGGGCCGAGACCAAACCCCCAGGGUUCAUACCACUAUGGACUGAUCAAACCGUCUCGAACCAUCGUCUUCGCAAGCUCUGCUCCUCACAUCAACGGCAAGCAAAGGUAUGCCGUCAACGGCGUCUCAUACGUUGAACCAGACACCCCUCUCAAGCUGGCCGACUACUUCAACAUCCCCGGCGUCUUCUCCGUCGGAAGCAUCCCCUCCUACCCAACCGGCGGCGGGAACGCCUACCUUCAAACUUCAGUUUUGGGCGCGAACUACCAUGAGUUCGCAGAGAUCGUGUUCCAGAACUGGGAAAACUCCGUUCAGUCAUGGCACAUCGAUGGCUAUUCCUUCUUCGUCGUAGGGUUCGGUAGUGGACAGUGGACAGCUGCGAUUAGAGCGGGUUACAAUCUGAGAGACGCUGUUGCGAGAUGCACCACUCAGGUGUACCCGAGGUCAUGGACAGCGAUCUACGUGGCACUGGACAACGUGGGAAUGUGGAACAUAAGAUCAGAGAAUUGGGGGAGGCAGUACCUGGGACAACAAUUGUAUCUGAGAGUGUACACAUCGUCUAAGUCAUGGAGGGACGAAUAUCCCAUCCCAAAGAACGCACUUCUCUGUGGCAGGGCAAGAGGUCGACGCACUAGGCCUUUACUUUGA
This is a messenger RNA of Neltuma alba, 1632 nucleotides long. RefSeq names its product L-ascorbate oxidase homolog. NCBI's taxonomy places the organism in Eukaryota, Viridiplantae, Streptophyta, Magnoliopsida, Fabales, Fabaceae. The coding region runs from base 1 to 1632 and encodes 543 amino acids. The transcript is spliced from 8 exons. Gene Ontology annotation, molecular function: copper ion binding; oxidoreductase activity. The record is from RefSeq and is a predicted model, not a curated record.